Messenger RNA from Fomitiporia mediterranea MF3/22, 1182 nucleotides. RefSeq lists its product as uncharacterized. The transcript is spliced from 6 exons. Gene Ontology annotation, molecular function: nucleic acid binding. Bases 1 to 1182 code for a protein of 393 amino acids. Lineage: Eukaryota; Fungi; Basidiomycota; Agaricomycetes; Hymenochaetales; Hymenochaetaceae. The record is from RefSeq and is a predicted model, not a curated record. Gene Ontology annotation, cellular component: nucleus.
AUGGACAAGACCACCACCAUCUCUGGCUACUACAGAUAUACGCAUAUUCUCUUUGCGUAUCCAGGGACAAUACAGGAUCCAGGAGAAGCCUCUGCUUUCAAGUCGUUCGUCCAUUACACUGCUUUGGGUGAUCCUGCACAUCCGCUUCGUGUGAAUAACGAGAAAGGACUCGAGUUGUACAUUGGCACGUUACGCGAGGGAAAGACUCGCUUGAUGUUCUCGUCCUCACAAUUUGAAUAUAUACGUUAUUUGCUACAUGCGACAGAACUGACCAAGGAGCUCUUGCCGUUGCCGUCAUCCAAAUAUCUUUUGACAGAGUCAAUGCUGACCAACAUCUCGACCGUUUAUCUGAAGUCUCCUAUUGAAAUGAAGAAGGCUUAUCAGGUGGUCGAGAAAAACGGCAGAAAGCUAAAAUGUGACAUGAAAUUGUCUUCAUUUCGUCAUACAUUCGACAAGGUCCGGGACAUAUAUGCAUCUAAGAAGGGGACUUGGAUGGCAAUUGAUAUAGAAGCGUGGACAGUUCUGAGCUCGGCAAUAACGGAGCUCGGAUGGAGUUUUCAGCGAUGGAAUGAUGACCAAGAGAUGCAAGGACAGGGCCAUUUCAUUAUCAAGAAAAAUAAGAAUCUCAGAAAUGGUCAGCAUGUUGCAGAUGCACAAGACAAAUUUGCAUUUGGCAGUAGCGUUGAGUUGGAGACAACAGAGUUCAAAAGCAAGGUCGAUAGUCUGUUCACAGACUUGCAGAGCUCAGGUCCCCUGUUUCUUGUUUUUCAUGACGCACACGGAGACAUCAGAUUCUUGAACAACUCCGAAUAUUUCCCGGAGGGCCUCAUAGACAACUUCAUGUUCUCUCUCCCGAGUGGCAUCCCUGAUGAAGGGACAUUUGUCAUUGAUACUACAGAGCUAUUUAGCGCUCUUGAAGGAGACGCCCGAAUGAAGCGCUCACUCGGCGACAUGUGCCGCCUAUUGAAUAUUGAAACGCUUCAUUUACAUAAUGCAGGCAACGAUGCUCACUAUACUCUGCUUGCACUGAAGACCAUGGCGUCAGGAAACCAGGUAGAUGCUCAACGAGAAGAGCGUUGGCCAAGUCGGACUUUGACUUCGACCGUAGAAGGAUCCAGUCUAAAAGUUGUCUACGCCCCAGAGGACGAGGACUCUGAUUACUCCGAACCAGGCAAUGUCUGA